Trichoderma gamsii is the source of this 129-nucleotide messenger RNA. RefSeq lists its product as hypothetical. Lineage: Eukaryota; Fungi; Ascomycota; Sordariomycetes; Hypocreales; Hypocreaceae. The record is from RefSeq and is a predicted model, not a curated record. Bases 1 to 129 code for a protein of 42 amino acids. The transcript has 2 exons.
AUGAUACGAUGGCACUUUAGGUACCUACCUCCAGACAGAGGCAAUACAGACAGGAAAAUUGGGGGAAACGAUCACACAGCAAUGAAGAUUCUAUACGUAAUCUUUCUUCUAUGGCUGGACAAGCAAUAA